AUGAAGAGGCAUCUGGUAAAAUACUGCCAGGAACUACUUGAGGAGCUUUCAGAGGACCUAGAGGAAAGUAUUUCAGCAGGAACUUUCCAUGCUCCUGGAGGGCACAAGCUCUACAGGGAAGCAAUGGAAAGGAUUAAGAGAGACUAUCUGUGCGUGCCCAGAAAAGGAGUGAAGGCAAAUGAGGCCCUUCAGGACUUCCUGCAGUCACAGACACCAAUAGAGAAAUACAUCCUGCAGGCUGACAGAGCCCUCACUGCUGAGCAGAAGGCCUUUGCAGAGAAACGAGCCAGGAUGGAGGCCGCUGAGGAGGAACAGGAAUGGCUAAAAGAUAAACAGGAGGAGCAGCAACAACAAGCACAGGCACAAUUGAGAGACCUCAGGGAGAACAUAGCCCAGCUGAGAGAGAAGCUGGAGAAGGAAAGAGAAAAAUGA
Molecule: messenger RNA, 432 nt
Organism: Talpa occidentalis (Iberian mole)
Lineage: Eukaryota; Metazoa; Chordata; Mammalia; Eulipotyphla; Talpidae
Product: guanylate-binding protein 7-like
Exons: 3
Coding region: 1-432 (143 amino acids)
Biological process (GO): defense response to protozoan; defense response to Gram-positive bacterium
Molecular function (GO): GTPase activity; GTP binding
Source: RefSeq, a predicted model, not a curated record